This is a messenger RNA of Rosa rugosa (rugosa rose), 613 nucleotides long. Its product is annotated as TIP41-like protein. Gene Ontology annotation, biological process: TOR signaling. Lineage: Eukaryota; Viridiplantae; Streptophyta; Magnoliopsida; Rosales; Rosaceae. The transcript has 4 exons. The record is from RefSeq and is a predicted model, not a curated record. The coding region runs from base 132 to 395 and encodes 87 amino acids. Gene Ontology annotation, cellular component: cytosol.
GAAUUGGCGGAUAAUGGUGUGUCUCUUCUAACUGUAAAAGUGGUAAGUCUUUUCUGGUGGCUUUAUUUGGUUUAUUCAACAAUCUGAGGACGGGAAGGACGUACUUAUAUCUUACUUUUGAAUCUAGAGUCAUGCCGAGCGGUUGGUUUCUUCUCUUACGAUUUUGGCUUAGAGUUGAUGGAGUGCUUAUGAGAUUAAGGGAUACCCGUAUGCACUGUGCUUUUGGAGAUAAUGUAAAUCCCAUUAUUCUUCGAGAGAGCUGCUGGAGAGAAGCUAGGUUUCAAGCUUUGGCUGCAAAGGGAUACCCUUCUGACGCUGCUGCCUACAAUGAUCCAAGUAUCAUCAGCCAAAGGCUUCCUGUGGUCAUGAAUAAGACCCAUAAGCUAAAGAACUAAGGAAUAGACAAGAGGAGCUGGCUUCCCCUCUUAUCACAUAGAUUCUUCAAGGAACCAAUGAUAUUGAGCUUGCUGAAAGUGUGUAACUUUUGGUGGUUGAUUGAUUGCAUGCAUCUAGAGUUACCUUAAGUUCUUGUUAAAGUUAGAGCAUUUAAUUCGAAACUAAUUGGCCUAGUUGUAUAGUGCUGUGCAUUGCUUAAUAUUAAUCAUAUUUUUGA